This is a messenger RNA of Oryzias melastigma (Indian medaka), 1956 nucleotides long. RefSeq names its product solute carrier family 38 member 4 (gene slc38a4). NCBI's taxonomy places the organism in Eukaryota, Metazoa, Chordata, Actinopteri, Beloniformes, Adrianichthyidae. Bases 416 to 1930 code for a protein of 504 amino acids. The record is from RefSeq and is a predicted model, not a curated record. The transcript has 16 exons. Gene Ontology annotation, biological process: amino acid transmembrane transport. Gene Ontology annotation, molecular function: amino acid transmembrane transporter activity.
UGAGGUCUCGUCUCUUCAAGCAGACAUGUGUGGACGUGUGGGUGUACAUGCUGGGGACAGGGUUGGGGGGUUGAUGACCCUCCUUAAGACCAUGAAAAAGGAGGAGCAGAACAAGUUCAUAGGCUGGUUGAUGCCCGGCCCACUGCGUUUAAAACCCGGCCUUUCUUCACCAACAUUACAAUUGACUCGGAGCUUUUUACUCAUGUCAUCUUCUUUUUGACACGCCUUUUCAAAAGGAGAAUAAGGAGUUUUACUGGAAAUAAGGAAGCCUCUAAAACUACUUUAAGGACCGUUUUGAGUCUUUUCUCCAAAGCUUGGGUUAAAGACAAAGCCCGUCCCAUUACUCGUUUGUGACGCCUGAAACCCUGAACCCUCCACACUUCCUGACUCUUCUUCAUCUGCUGGAAGCACCAUCAUGCCCAGAUUGGCAGAGCGCCUGGAGUUAAAAAGAGUCGCCACCGAGCCCGACAAUGACAGCACUGCAAGCUUGGACGAGCCCUUUGAUUCCGAAAAGGGGACACUCAGCAGCCAGUUACCCAACGAGAAUGACGACGGAGAGAGUGACCGCUUCCUGUCCAACGGAAUGAUGAAGAAGAAGAAAUAUGAGGAGGAAUACCAGCAUCCUGGCCACGCCUCCUUCGGCAUGUCUGUCUUCAACCUGAGCAACGCCAUCAUGGGCAGCGGCAUCCUGGGCCUGUCGUACGCCAUGGCCAACACGGGCAUCGUUUUGUUUACAGUCCUCCUCAUCGCGGUGGCCAUCCUCUCCUUGUACUCAGUGCAUCUGCUGCUGGUGACAGCUAAAGAAGGAGGUUCACUCAUCUACGAGACGCUAGGAGAGAGAGCGUUUGGUUGGCCUGGCAAAAUGGCCGCCUUUGGAUCUAUAAUCAUGCAGAAUAUUGGCGCCAUGUCCAGCUACCUCUUCAUUGUGAAGUACGAGCUGCCGGAGGUGAUCCGGGCCUUCAUGGGCUUGGAGCAGAACUCCGGGGAGUGGUACCUGAACGGAAACUACCUGGUGGUGUUCGUGUCCAUCGGGGUCAUCCUGCCGCUGUCCAUGCUGAAAAACCUAGGUUACCUGGGCUACACCAGCGGGCUGUCCCUCACCUGCAUGGUCUUCUUCCUCGGAGCGGUGAUCUACAAGAAGACCCAGCUGCCCUGCCCUCUUCCCUUCCUCCACGACAAGGCAAACCACAGCAUCAACAUCUCCCACCUCCACAACUUCACCGACGACGACGACGAUGACAUGUGCACGCCCAAAUACUUUGUCUUCAACUCACAGACGGCAUACACUGUUCCCAUCUUGGCCUUUGCGUUUGUCUGCCACCCUGAGGUCUUGCCCAUCUACAGCGAGCUGAAAGAUCGCAGCCGCCGGAAAAUGCAGAACGUCUCCAACCUGUCCAUCUUGGCCAUGCUCAUCAUGUACAUGCUGUCGGCGCUGUUCGGCUACCUCACCUUCUACGGUAGAGUGGAAGCAGAGCUGCUCCACACCUUCACCAAGGUCUACAAAUUUGACACCUUGCUGCUGCUGGUGCGCCUCGCCGUUCUGACCGCCGUCACGCUGACCGUGCCCAUCGUGCUGUUUCCUAUCCGCUCCUCCAUCAACAUGCUGCUCUGCAGUGGGCGGGACUUCAGCUGGAUUCGCCACAUGCUCUUAGCCAUCGGCAUCCUGGCCUUCAACAACACGCUGGUCAUCUGCGUCCCCAACAUCAGGGACAUCUUCGGCUUCAUCGGGGCUUCUGCUGCCACCAUGCUCAUCUUCAUCCUUCCCGCCGCCUUCUACCUCCGCCUGGUGAAGUCAUUGCCGAUGCAUUCCACGCAGAAGAUCGGAGCCACCGUCUUCCUGGUCAUGGGGAUUUUCUUUAUGAUCGGCAGUUUGUCGCUCAUUAUUCUCGACUGGAUCCACAACCCGCCAGGCUCUGACAACCAUCACUAAACCUGGCCCCGCCCCCGCACACCUUU